Molecule: messenger RNA, 2939 nt
Organism: Acanthaster planci (crown-of-thorns starfish)
Lineage: Eukaryota; Metazoa; Echinodermata; Asteroidea; Valvatida; Acanthasteridae
Product: WD repeat-containing protein 53-like
Molecular function (GO): protein binding
Source: RefSeq, a predicted model, not a curated record
UGUAAAUGCAGACGUACAGUACAUGUAAAAAUGUAACUGGCGAAACGUCGGCCCUAUGCCACUCUAUCUUUGCUUUCAAUCGCCGUUGUUUGUUUUGACUUGGCCUGUAAGUUGGAAUGGAUGUGAACUUGGUAAGGCUACACCAUGAGUGUUGCUCAGUAUGCACAUGCCUGUGUUUGGCACUUCUACAUGUACAUGUAGGUAUAUGAGCGGCACGAGGUUUGGCGGCCUUUAGUGAUACUGCCAUGGAGCUGAACACAGUGUUGACUGGUGGCCAUAGCCAGAUGGUGUUGUGCCUGGGUGUAAACGCAGGUGGACAGGUUGCAUCUGGAGGGGAAGGCGGUGAGGUCUGUUUCUGGAGCCCCGACGGAGAAAUUGUCUCCCAGAAAAGCUUCCCCUCCAGGGCCGAUGUCAACAGUGUCUGUUUCCCUCCGCAGCAAGGCUCGGUUGUUUACGUGUCGGCUGGGGAGGUUAUUGAACUGUUGGACAUACGCAGCCCCGAAUGCAGUCAGGCCACUUUUGCUUUCCACAAUGAGGACGUCAACCAAAUCACUGUUGACCCCAAAGAUGGCUUCCUUGCAGCUUGUGACGAUGAUGGAUUGAUAAAAGUUAUUGACCUUCGAAGCCACAAGGUCUUAAGGACGCUAAAAGGCCACAGUGCCAUUUGCUCCAGCGUGCGUUAUCAUCCCACCGUCCCAAGGGAGAUUGCCUCGGGAGGUCUGGAUUGUGUGGUGCACUUGUGGGAAACAACGCGGGCGAGCCCCAGGACGUCAGUAAACAUGAGGGAGGUGACAGCAGCGGGGAUGGAGGAUGAGCUCAUGCCCAGUCCGUACAUGGUCAACCCCCCGUUUGUCCACUCAUUGGACUUCUCCCCGGCUGGCGAUGUCCUGGCAUGCGGCCUGGAGAGCGCCCGGGUCCAGCUGCUGGGGAGGGGAGGGAGGCGGGACCUCUGGCCAGGGGCAAGCCUGGAGGGGCACACGCGUGGCGUGACGCAGGUCGCGUUCGUUCCCAAUCACCCGGGGCGGACGCAGGACUUGCUGCUGACGGCAGGGAAUGACUGCAGAAUGAUGCUGUGGGAAACAGCGAACAUCACCUCUGAGGAUAGCUUCCUACCGGAAAACUCCCCAUCCAUCACGUCAGCCGACAAAUUGGAGACCAUAGACCUUACUUCUACAAAAAGCAAGAUUCCACCUGCAUAUCAGUCUUCUGGAUCAGGAAGAGAGAGAGAAUCUGACAAGAGGAACCAAGGCGCAUGCUCGUCAGCCCUCAAGAAGAAGAAAGCAACAUUGUCCAUGAAGCACAAAGACAAGAUAAACUGGCUUGCACCCUCGACCUCAGUAGGGAGUGUCAAUUUGGUGUUUGUGGCCGAUGUAUCGGAAAUCAUAUCGGUAUACCAGUGGAAAUUGGCUUGAUCCUUACAAGGGCCGUGCGUUUCUUCGGCAGUGGCACCAUACUAUUUUUUGACAGUGCAUAAGAAAUGACACUGGCUAAAAAGCCUUCUGCUGAUUGGAACUGAAACUUUACAGAUGUGCUCAGAUGUUUAUCACCCGAAUUCUAGUUGCAAAGGUUAUUUAACAGCCGAGAUUUUGGGCAAUGAAGAUGUAAAACAAGGCCCCCGACCCCCCCCCCCCCAAAAAAAAUGGUCCUUUAGAAAGGGUAAUGCGCUUCAAUCAUUUUUUAAAAAAACCUUGGAAUUGCACCUUGGUGUUUUAGUCAAUCAUUAAUUGGUUUGCUCUUUUGAUCUGUAUUUUACAGCCUGUUUGGUUUUAUGUUAAUGCAGAUUUGCAUAUUCAUGCCAGAACUGUGAUGUCAAUCCCAGGCACUGAUUCUUAAUGUGACAUUUAUCCGUGCAGAAACACUGCUGGAUUUAUUUUUGGGUUUUUGGUUUUAAUAUUGCCAUUUCUUUGGCAAUGUAUUGUUCUGCAAGUAUCAGGCAACCGGCAAGCUGGCGUGCAACCUUUUGUUGGAUAUGUUUUUAGAGAGCAUUGCACAUGAAAAUCUGAGUAGUGUCUACCCUGAACUGCAGUGGCAUCCUUGUGUUCGGAAUACCAGCACCUUGGACAUUUUUUAAUGUUUCUGAAAAGUAUACUCGUUGGUACACUCAACUCCAAAAACUGAAGUCGUCAUCCGUUUGAAAGAAGAACAAAGAUGCAAAAAAUUGGGUUUCUGAAAAAAAUCAUGGCAUGGACCCUUCAACGUGUUCAAGAUUAAAAUGGCUAUACACAGAGUCCCGAAGUGAAGCCUUUGGGUUGUGCACAGUUAUGUGUAUCGAGAGACAUAAAUGUGAGAACCAGUGCGUGAACCCACAGGUGCGCAGACUUCCCUUUGUUAGUGUUACAAUUCCCAGUCAAAAGGAUAUCACACUUUGGUAGUCUACCAGUAUGUUGUGAAGAGGAGCCUGCCACUUGAUGCUAGGCGUACAUAUGCAGUACCUCUGGUACAUGUAUGCAUCAGUCACUACUUAGUAAUUUUGUCGUUACUAUUUUCAUGCACAGGUACAUGUAUGAAGCAAAACUACCCUCAUUCGGAAGUGUCCUGCGGGGUCAAAUGUUGCAAAUGCUACCUAAGCAAGCGGCAAGUCUCUACUGAACAAAAUCACACAUGAGCUGCAGUUUACUUGCCCUUCAGGCAGGUCUUUCAGUAAUAAGCUGUUUUUCACUUAUAUAUAAUAUAAACAUAUAUGUUUUCGAACAAAUCAGACUUGUUACAACAUUAAGCUGCAUAUGAGGGAAUGUUCAACAUUAUGGAACCACUUUGAAACUGGUUAUCAAUCUAGAAAAGAGGCUUGAUCAAAGUAAAGAUAAACAUACUGUUAGCUUACUGAAAUGGUACAUGUACAUUGUGUACAAAUGUGUCUUUAAAGAACACUGCCAAACUGCCUUAAAUUAACAAAAGCUUGAAUAUUUGGAGCUUUUCCCAAGCCCGACUUGUUAAAUAAA